This is a messenger RNA of Danio aesculapii, 4231 nucleotides long. Its product is annotated as complement C3-like. Gene Ontology annotation, molecular function: endopeptidase inhibitor activity. The transcript has 36 exons. Gene Ontology annotation, cellular component: extracellular region. Bases 5 to 4231 code for a protein of 1408 amino acids. Lineage: Eukaryota; Metazoa; Chordata; Actinopteri; Cypriniformes; Danionidae. The record is from RefSeq and is a predicted model, not a curated record.
CAGGAUGGAGGUGAAGCUGCUGUUUCUCUCUGCUGUUCUUCUCUCCUCAGCGCUCCUCACACUGGGUGACCCGUUAUAUGUGCUGUCGGCUCCUAAUCUGCUGAGAGUGGGUUCAUCAGAGAACGUGUUCGUGGAGGCGCAGGAUUACAUUGGAAAUACUUUGGAAGUGAAAAUCACAGUAAAAAACCACCCCAAGAAAGACAAGCAGAUCCUGACCAAAUCAGUGAAUCUGAACGCACAAAACAAUUUCCAGAUCCUCACAGAUAUAAAGAUCCCUGAUGAUCAGAAACAUUUCUCUGAUGACCCUCUGGAGAAGCAGUAUGUCUAUCUACAAGCUAUUUUUCCUACUCACACUCUGGAGAAAGUGGUCUUGCUGUCGUUCCAGUCUGGAUAUAUAUUUGUACAGACAGACAAGCCCAUCUACACACCUGGGAGUGCAGUUCUUUACCGGAUUUUUUCUCUGACACCUAACAUGAAACCACUCAGCGAGUCUAUGAUCAUGAUGGAAAUCAUGAAUCCACAAAACACCAGCAUUUCAUCAGAGCAGUUAUAUCCAGUCAAAGGCAUGAGGUCUGGAACAUACGGCAUCCCUAAAGUUGUCAGUCUGGGCAUCUGGAAGAUAAUCACAUGGUUCGCAAACACUCCUCAGAAGACGUUUACUGCAGAGUUUGAGGUCAAAGAAUACGUGCUUCCAACAUUUGAGGUGAAACUACGACCCAGUAAAUUAUUCUACUAUGUGGGCAAUGAAAGUCUGACAGUCGACAUCGAAGCCAAGUACCUGUUUGGAAAGGGGAUGGAUGGGACUGCUUUUGUGACGUUUGGUGUGAUGGACGGUGAGAGGAAAAACUGUUUCCCUGACUCUGUACAAAGAGCUCAGAUUGUGAAAGGAGCAGGAGUUGCAGAACUGACCAGAGAGAUGAUCACUAAGAACUUUGACAUUAACCUGCUGGUUGGAAAAUCUGUCUAUAUUUCCGUCAGUCUUUUAUCUGAAAGUGGCAGUGAGAUGGUGGAAGCAGAAAAGAGAGGCAUUCAGAUUGUGACGUCUCCAUACUCCAUCUCUUUCAAGAAAACACCACAGUUCUUCAAACCUGGACUGCUCUUCGAUGUCUCGGUCUACAUAACAAAUCCUGAUGAGACGCCUGCUGAAAAUGUGGUAGUGGAGGUCAAUCCUGGAGGAGUCAUAGGCCGAACAACAGCCAAUGGUAUUGCAAAAGUGAGAGUCAACACUCGGGGAGACAUUUCCACACUGGAUAUCACUGCACGAACCAACGAUCCAGAAUUAACAGACCAAGAGCAAGCAGUGAAGAAGAUGACGGCUCAUGCGUAUGUUUCCAAAGGCAACUCCAAAAACUACCUGCACAUCGGCAUUGAUGCUGCGGAGCUUGAGAUCGGUGAUCAAAUGAAAGUUUAUCUGAUGACUAGACAAAGUCCAGGAGUCAAAGAUCAAGAUUACACAUACAUGAUCUUGAGUAAAGGUCAGAUUGUUAAAAUAGACAGGUUUAAGAGACAAGGACAACCUCUAGACAUUCUGUCUCUACCUGUGACCAAAGAAAUGGUGCCGUCCUUCCGCUUUGUGGCUUAUUACCAUGUGGGCUCAGAUGAGGUGGUGUCUGAUUCAGUCUGGGUCGAUGUGAAGGACACGUGCAUGGGAAAGCUCAAGCUUCAGGUGAAGAACAUGUGGAAUACCUAUAGCACAGGAGAGGAGGUCAAGCUGCAAAUAAGUGGAGAUCCUGGAGCCAGAGUUGGUCUGGUGGUGGUUGACAAGGCUGUGCACGUCCUUAACAAGAACAGGCUCACUCAGACAAAGAUCUGGGACGUCAUAGAGAAGCAUGACACUGGCUGUACAGCAGGAGGUGGAAAAGACAGUAUGGGGGUUUUCAGUGACGCUGGUCUGAUGUUUGAGUCAAACACUGCAGGAGGAACUGAAACCAGAACAGAGGCUGAGUGUCCAGUCCCUGCAAAGAGAAAACGAAGAGCUUAUGAGGAAGAUGACGACUUUUAUACAGACCCUGAAGAGAUCGUGUCACGUACACAGUUCCCUGAGAGCUGGCUGUGGGAUGAGAUUGAUCUGUGUGAAAACUGUCCAGCGCCAUCCAUUGAUAAAGCCAUGUACCUGAAAGACUCUGCUUCUUCCUGGCAAGUUUUGGCUGUCAGUCUAUCUCCAACAUUGGGCAUCUGUGUGGCAGAACCUGAGGAGAUGGUUGUUUUUAAGGGUCUUUUAAUUGACCUCAAGAUGCCUUACUCAGCUAGACGAGGCGAACAACUGGAAAUCAAGGCCAUUAUUCACAACUACACUCCAAUGAAGCAUAAGGUGCGUGUGGAGUUCAUGGAGUCAGCGGAUGUUUGCAGUCUUGCCAGUAAGAAAGAAAAAUACACAACAAUAGUAACCGUCCCAAAAGACUCCAGCAUAUCGGUUCCAUAUGUGAUCAUUCCCAUGACGCUGGGCAAUCACAUGAUUGAGGUGAAAGCUGCGGCGUAUGAUGGUGUCUACACUGAUGGAGUGAGAAAGAGCCUGAAGGUGGUGUAUGAGGGCGAGCUGUUACCCUGGCACAAACCAAAUGUGGAGCUCAAUCCUCAUGGGAGAAAUCAAGUAACUGUUAGAGCUGAUAUUCCAGCUGACCGGAUCCCAGACACUCCUGCUUACGCAUACGUUAUAAUUACUGGUGAAGAGAUCGCCCAGACUGUGGAGCAGGCCAUCAGUGGAAGCUUCAUGGGUCAACUUAUUGUCCAGCCUCAGGGCAAUGGAGAGCAGAACAUGAUCUUCAUGACUUUACCAGUCAUCGCCACUCAUUACCUGGACAGCACCAAUCAGUGGGAUGCUAUAGGCAUGAAGCGCCGUGCUGAAGCCAUUUACCAUAUCAAGACAGGUUAUGACCAACAGCAGGCCUAUCGUAAACCAGAUGGAUCCUACGCUGCCUUGAUAGACAGACCGAGCAGUGCAUGGCUGACCGCAUAUGUGGCCAAAAUCUUCACCAUGGCCAAUAACCUUAUUAGUGUAGAUGAACGAGUGCUCUGCAGCGCCCUCAAGUGGCUGGUUUAUAACAAACAACUGGCAGAUGGCUCUUUUAAAGAGGACACCGCUGUAAUUCGUGGAGAGAUGGUGGGAGGUUUACCGGACAAAGAUGAAGUCUCUCUGACGGCCUUUGUCACAAUUGCCCUGCAGGAGGGCAGAGAGAUCUGUGCUGCAACAGUUGGUGUUCUGCAUGAAAGCAUCAGGAAGGCUGUUGCUUUUUUAGAAGGUCGAAUUACAAGACUGAGCAAUCCUUAUGCUGUUGCAUUGACAUCCUAUGCCAUGGCCAAUGCUGACAAACUCAAUACAGAAAUCUUGAUGAAACACUCCACCUUAGGAGAAGCUAUUAGGUUCUGGAAUGUCCCCGGACAGCUGCAUCAUUCACUUGAGGCGACGGCCUAUGCUGUGCUGGCACUUGUGAAGGCCAGAGAUUUCAAUAAAACAGGAGAGGCAGUGCGGUGGCUGGCCAGACAAUAUUACUCUUAUGGAGGAUCCGGCACCACACAGGCAAUCCUCCUGGUGUUCCAGGCUGUGGCAGAGUACCGUACGCAGGUGAAAGAGCAAGACUUCAAUUUAGAAGUUGAACUGGCCGUAGCAGGAAGACGUCCUUUGAAAUAUAAUAUCAAGAGAAAUAAUAUGCAUGUUCCACAGUCAAAAAAGGUGGAGAUAAACAAGGACAUUCAAGUGACUACGAAAGGAACCGGAAAGGCCACUCUCUCGGUUAGGAUGCUGUACUACGUCAGACCUGUUGAGAAGAAGUCCGACUGCACACUGUUUGAUCUGAGUGUUAAAAUAGAGAAAGAGCCUGAAACAACACAAGGAGCCAUAGAAACAUUCAAGCUUACACUGGAUUUCUUCUACAAAAACCAGAAAAGCGAUGCCACCAUGACUAUUCUGGACAUUGGCAUUCCCACAGGAUUUACUGUGGAAAUCAAAGAUCUUAAACAGUUGUUGAAAGAGAAGGAGAAAUACAUUCAGACAUACGAGUUGGACAAAGCGCUGUCAGAUCGAGGAUCCCUCAUCUUUUACUUAAACAAGGUUUCUAAUGAUCAAUCGGAAAGAAUUGCCUUCAGAAUGCACAAGACUUUUAAUGUGGGUUUGCUUCAACCUGCUGCAGUCACCAUAUAUGAGUAUUACUCACCCAUCCGAUGCACUCUAAACUCCGUUAUAGCUAUUUUAUCCAGCAGCGUCCAGAGCAUCCAGCAGGCAAAGCCCAAGUGA